Symbiodinium sp. CCMP2592 is the source of this 1044-nucleotide messenger RNA. The record is from the annotation of a GenBank genome assembly. NCBI's taxonomy places the organism in Eukaryota, Dinophyceae, Suessiales, Symbiodiniaceae.
AUGAAGAGGCAACGCGGAGGACACAUGGUGGGGAAGAUGCACAUAACACCGGCAAGACCGCCAGGAAGAAUGCCAGCAAGAGCAGCCCGGGCAGAAGAAGUGCCGGUUUGGGAAGCCUUCGAGGAUCUUGCAGGACGGCUGCAUGGGGCCGUGCUCGAUCUGUCUAUGCCCACUGUCGAUCUCUUGAAUGUUUGGGGUCGAGUCUUGGCAGAGCGGAGCCGUUGGCAGCAACUCGAUGCAGAGGGCCUUCUAGAAUGGCCUGAUUCUCCUGGACGUGGGCGCUCCACGGAGCCUUGGCCGCAACCUCAAGGAGAUGGCUGCGCGCAGCAAGCAAUCAGCGAGACGCAGAAGAACUGGAAGGGUUUGCUUCAGCAGGCGUAUCAGCAGACCCACCGCAAGGUCAUACCAAAGGAUGAGAUUUCUUAUGUCGUGGAGGCUGUGGAGUCACAAUUCAGAGCCACGGUGCAAGCACCCCUUCUCAGCUCGCCCUUUCAGGGGGAGCUCUCAAUCAACAAGAAGCAGGCCGAACAUGCGGCGGCCAGGGCCGCCAUCUACUCGGACUUCCCAAAGUAUGCCGAAGUGCCCGAAAAAGCGCAAAAAGCCACGGAGUCUGCGGAGAAUGCCAUGAAUGCCAAGAUGAAGCUCAACGAGAUGGUACAGCUGCUCACCGGCCGGCCUGUCGUCAAGGAGGAGAUCGCCUACGAGGUCCAGGAGCUCCCCGUACCUGGCCAGAGGGGAAGCCAAUACGUGGCCACCGUUCGCUUGGCAUCCCUUGACGACGACUGCUAUGAGGGAGAGCCGGCAUCGAACAAGAAGCAAGCAGAACAUUUUGCUGCACAGGCAGCCGUCGCUGCCAUGGCCGAGCGAGUUCAACCUUUAGAGGAGGAACGCCGGGAAGCAAAGAGAAGAAAAACCAUGGAGGCGCGGCGGGGCGGCAAGAAGCCGUUUCGGCCAGCUGGGCACCCAGGGCCGCCUGCAGCCUUCGAGCGCAUGGCCUACGGUCGAGUUGCUGCAUCUGAUGAAGUCAAAAAAGAGGAAUGGUGA